Messenger RNA from Hyla sarda, 2936 nucleotides. It is a transcript of the gene MRS2, whose product is annotated as magnesium transporter MRS2. The transcript has 11 exons. The record is from RefSeq and is a predicted model, not a curated record. Gene Ontology annotation, biological process: mitochondrial magnesium ion transmembrane transport. NCBI's taxonomy places the organism in Eukaryota, Metazoa, Chordata, Amphibia, Anura, Hylidae. The coding region runs from base 140 to 1393 and encodes 417 amino acids. Gene Ontology annotation, molecular function: magnesium ion transmembrane transporter activity. Gene Ontology annotation, cellular component: mitochondrial inner membrane.
CUGACAACUUCAACGCUGUUUCCUGUUGGGCGACCCAUGUGGAGUCCUGAAGCUAAGCCGAACUUGUACGGGGUGAUGUGAGGGUCAUGCGGUACAUACUGGUCGCUCUUGAAGCGGGUUGGCGUGGUGCCCGGCUGUCAUGGAUGUAGGCAGGGCCCUCCACAGACUGACAGCGGGCGGCAGGAGGCUUCUGGGACAGGCGAGGACCUUCACUAGUCACCCCGGCUGUCUCCUCCGGAGUCCUGGACCUAGGACCUGUUCCCCGAGGUGUGGAGCCCGGCCAUGGAUGCUGCCCCCCAGCAGUACAAUAUGCCGUCAUAUACAGUCUGAAGCAUCGCCGGUCACAUUAGCCAGUGUGUCUCCAGUAUUCUCUGUGAUGAAGUUUGACAAAGAUGGAAACAUACUGUCCUUUGAAAGGAAGAAAACAGAAUUAUAUCAGGAGCUGGGACUUCAAGCACGAGAUCUGAGGUUUCAGCAUCUAGUGAGCAUCAAUUCCAGAAACAACAAGAUCAUUUUAAGAAUGGAGUUCGUAAAAGCUGUCAUCACUUCUGAGUAUCUCCUGAUUCUGGAUUAUCGGAACCUCCACCUGGAGCAGUGGUUUCUCCGUGAACUUGCACCUCAGUUAGCAGGUGAAGGCCAACUAGUCACAUACUCUUUACCUUUUGAAUUCAGGGCUUUGGAAGCAAUAUUGCAGCAUAGGAUUAGCACUCUGCAAGGGAGACUUCAUUUUUUACAACCUCAUAUCCUAGAAACCUUGGAAGCUUUGGUGGACCCCAAACUCCUUUCUGUAGAUAGAAGUAAACUGCAUAUCCUACUUCAAAAUGGCAAAACUCUGUCAGAGCUGGAAACAGAUAUAAAAGUUUAUAAAGAAGCAAUUCUGGAAAUUCUGGAUGAAGAUGAGCUUAUAGAAGAGCUGUGUCUGACCAAACUGUCUGAGCCCCAAGCAAUUGAAGAGAGCACUUCUCGGAUAGAUCACACAGAAGAAAUGGAGCUGCUGCUUGAGAAUUAUUACAGACAAGCAGAAGACCUGGCAAAUGUAGCCAGAGAGCUGCGUGUGCUGAUUGAUGACUCCGAAAGUGUCAUUUUUAUUAACUUGGACAGCCAUCGCAAUGUGAUGAUGAGACUCAAUUUACAGCUGACAAUGGGAACCUUUUCCUUCUCUCUCUUCGGUCUGAUUGGAGUGGCUUUUGGUAUGAACUUGGAGUCUACUUUUGAAGAGGAUCCCCAAGUGUUUUGGUUUGUUACAGGAGUUAUGUUCCUAGGAAGUGGGCUGAUCUGGAGACGCUUGCUUUCCUUUCUUGGAAGACAUCUGGAGCCAUCAAAGCCUCCUUCGAUCUGGAAGCGGGCUUUUCCCUUUAAUGGAAGAACAGAUCCUACAAAUGGGCAGAAAUAGUCAUUUCCCAUGUGAGGUCAGAGGACAUUGGACAUAUGACCUGUGUGACUGUUACGCUGUCGGCUUACACACUCAAUGAUUUGUAAAUCAUGUUGGGGUAUAAACUUUGCAAAUCAUAGUAAUGUCUCUGCCCCCUUCAUAUGCAGGACAUGCAUUGUUUUCCUAAACAUCAUUCAUCUGCACCUUACAAUACUUUUGGAAUGUAAUGUGUGUAUUUUUUUAAAAUUAUUUUUACAGAUUUUGUAGAAAAUGCCAUGUAGCGAAAACAUCAGGUUUUUGUAACUUGAACACACCGAUUAGCUUUACAAACUGAUACUAUUUUACGGUACACGGAGUAGAGAGUGUGAGGUUAGUCUCCCACCGCAGUGCCUUGAAGAGUCCAAUCCUCGUUUUCAUGUACUCCCACUCACUGUACUGUAUGAUGCUGCUAUAUUAUGUACAUCUCUUUAUUGUCUUAUCCUCUGGUGCCUUAUUUGUUUCUUACAAUGUGCCACAUUUACAUUUUUAUCAGUUGAAGUUUGGACAUUUUCUAGAGCAAACAAGAAUGGCGCUGACCAUACAUUGUUUUGUUUUUAUGUGAAGCAACAUUGCCAUAACAAGUUUUAUUUAACACGAUUAAUCUGUCCUACAUUGUAUAACAAUAACCCUUUGUAUAAUAAAACUGCUAUUCUUAGUGGUAAGGAUGAUGGUGAGCUUGGCUGUUGAACUUUGGCCAGUGUAGGCUUCAUACACAUUAAUAGAUUAUUUAAAAAAAAAAUGGAGCUAUAAUAGGGCACCCCUAGAAGUUACUGGUGCCUCUAUUGUACCUAAUUUUAGAUUAUAACAGGCUAUGUACAGGUCAUAUAUAUAUAUAUAUAUAUACACACACAACAGAACAUUGUAUGGCAGUCCACAGAAUACCUUAAGCUCCAUAGCACUGGUGCCUUAUGGGAUACUAUUGUCCAUCAAAUAUAUUGUGUGGCAUGUGUAAAGAACACAAGUAGUUAUCAUAAUUGGUGUAAUCCAACUGAAUAAGAAAUGAAAACAAAAUACUUUUAACAGUGUUUUUAAUAUCGAUGGCCUAUUUUUUGCAUAGGCUUUCUAAUUGGGAGUACCAGUAUUCAUUAUUAAAGGGGUACUCCGGUGGAAUAUAAAAGUGGAAAAGCAGAGAGUCAGCUCUCCAUGUGUUGCAAUCAGUUCUCUGAUCCUGGAGGAUACUUCCAAGUGGGCCGGGUCCCAGACGUUCAAUGAUAAAGAUAUAUAUAUAAUCUAGCUUCCUAAAACUUGAAUUCUUUAAUCCAUUAAAAAAAAAGUGCAAGCUAAAGGCCAAAUGAAAUGCAGAUGCGUUUAUAGAAAACCUUACUCAUAGCGUAUUAGGCAGAGGAGAAUGAUGAUAUAUAUACCUGCUCCAAAAAUAUCUGUUUAGGUAAGGUACGCCUAUCAAGGGGCGUGAUUUCGCACCUUGAAUUAUGCUAAGUGAUUGCAAGUUCUCCGGUGGAAACUUUUAUUUUAUUUUAUAAUGAUGCCAGAAAGUUAAACAGAUUUGUAUAUUACUUCUAUUAAA